This is a messenger RNA of Anopheles bellator, 395 nucleotides long. RefSeq lists its product as uncharacterized. The transcript is spliced from 3 exons. Bases 3 to 395 code for a protein of 130 amino acids. Lineage: Eukaryota; Metazoa; Arthropoda; Insecta; Diptera; Culicidae. The record is from RefSeq and is a predicted model, not a curated record.
GAAUGGCGAACCACAAAGGAAUUGAUGGAUCAAAGCGCGUCCGCUGCGCACCCUUACGAGUGCAGUGGACAAAAGAACUAAUGUUUAAAGUUAUUGAUGCUAUGAAGGAGGAACAACUGCUGUGGAACCCCAAGCACGCGGACUUCAAUCAUCGUUCCAAGAAAAUGGCAGCGUACAAACGAGUUGCUGCCCAACUACAGCUACCAAUGGAUGCGGUGCGGUAUAAAUGGGAUGUGCUGAAAGGUUCAUUCCAUAAAAACCGCCGAACGCUAGAAAACCAGCCGGCAAGUACGAUACGAUGGUUUGCCUUCAAGAGGCUAUCGUUUUUGGCUCCUGCUGGAGAGGUUUGCGAAGCUUCGGAUGUAACGAACAUCAAGAGCGAGCUCUCCCUCUAG